This is a messenger RNA of Syzygium oleosum, 934 nucleotides long. RefSeq names its product protein PLANT CADMIUM RESISTANCE 2-like. NCBI's taxonomy places the organism in Eukaryota, Viridiplantae, Streptophyta, Magnoliopsida, Myrtales, Myrtaceae. Bases 71 to 667 code for a protein of 198 amino acids. The record is from RefSeq and is a predicted model, not a curated record. The transcript is spliced from 4 exons.
AAUACUCACAGAGAGAAAUUUCACGGAAGGGACACUCAAUGGUCUUUAAAUUCACGUCCGUCCCCUGGUCAUGCACGCUUCAUCUAGAGUGGAACUAGCUCUUUUGUUAUUCUGUCCUCCUUCACCCCUUCGUUUUUCACUGGGUGCCUGCAUAUCAAUCCCCAGAACGAGGCGGACAUCAGAAACUCUGCAUUAUCUCAUCUUCACCACCCACAGCCCACCCAGCAUGAGCUCAACCAGACCCUACGAUGUCGAAGAACACCCUUGGAGCACCGGCCUCUGCGGCUGCUUCGACGACAUCAAAAGCUGCUGUAUCACCUUCUGGUGCCCAUGCAUCACCUUCGGAUGGAUGUCAGAGAUUGUGGACAAAGGGGAAACGUCUUGCGUCAUGAACUGCGCAAUCUUUGCGCUGCUCUACUCCCUGACUCCGUGCACAUGCCUCUAUUCAUGCUUCUACCGAACCAAACUGAGACGAGAAUUCGGGUUGAAGCAAGAUCCAUGCCAUGACUGCUUAGUCCACUGCUGCUGCAUGCACUGCGCGCUUUGUCAAGAGUACCGAGAGCUCAAGAGCCGCGGAUUCGACGUGGAGAGGGGAUGGGAAGAGAACGCCAGGCAACGUAGAGAAGUGGCAAUGGCUCCAGUGGUGGAAGGCGGCAUGAAGCGCUAGAGUCCUGUGCUGAUUAAGGGGUAACAUCUUGUUUCGACCAAGAAUAUAAUUCUCUUUCCUCUGCUUGAUUAUGCAAGUGAACUUGUUACUCAGAAUAACAUAUGCCAUGUAUUGUUCUGCGUGAUUAGUAAAGUCGGAGCUCAGCUCCUACUUGUAAUAUCCUUUUUCAUUUUGUUGGCGCAGACUGCACUAAGAGUUCGAUUAAGUUUGCACUAUAAGACCUUCGGGGGGAGUAUGAAUUGUCAACUUAUAAAUCUUUUGAUAGCA